Messenger RNA from Corythoichthys intestinalis (scribbled pipefish), 5818 nucleotides. RefSeq names its product ATPase 13A1 (gene atp13a1). The record is from RefSeq and is a predicted model, not a curated record. Gene Ontology annotation, cellular component: endoplasmic reticulum membrane. Gene Ontology annotation, molecular function: ATP binding; membrane protein dislocase activity; P-type ion transporter activity. Lineage: Eukaryota; Metazoa; Chordata; Actinopteri; Syngnathiformes; Syngnathidae. The transcript has 25 exons. Bases 171 to 3713 code for a protein of 1180 amino acids. Gene Ontology annotation, biological process: transmembrane transport; extraction of mislocalized protein from ER membrane; intracellular calcium ion homeostasis.
UUUACGCAUCUUACGUGCUGACGUAUGCGGAAGCGACGGUUGGUAAAGAGGGACUCGGGUCUUGUUGGUUGAGCCGAACAACGUUCUGCCUGCAGAAUUGGGUUUUACCGGUAUAAACACGACGGGGCGGCGGUGGAUAAUAGCGGGGCCCAGUGGGUGAGCAUAGUACAAUGAACGACGCUAAAAAAGGGGACGGAAUGACAGCGGACGGCCACAAUCAGCGUGACAAUGGUACCGGCGACGAGCUGGUGAGCUCAGUGACGCUGUAUAGGAGAAGGCCGCGGCUCUUUCACGGCACCGUCCUCCCGUUCCUGGCUGUUCUCUACCCGGGCUGGCUGUACGUGUGGCUGGGGAUGUACGGUGCCUCGGAGUAUCCGGAGGCAGGCCUCCUUGCUCUCGCUGCCAUCGGAAUCGCGCACGUCCUCACGGCGCUGUCCGGGUAUUGGUCCGUGCACGCUCACUGUUGGCUCACUUGUUCUAAGGAAGGGGACCCAAACAAGGCUACUCUGGCGAAGGUUGUACCCACCCCGAAUAACGGUUCAGCUGAGCUUGUGACGCUACAAAGGGACCAGGACGAACUCGGAGACACUAUUCUGUCAUUUGAGUUUCAGAAAAUCCGCUACAAUUUCGAUCACAAAGAAAAGAAAUGCUUUUACCCCAACGUGUUCCCCGUCAACCACGCGAUGGGAUACUUCCAGUCAUGGCGCGGCUACCAGGAGGAAGCCGACCUCCGAGCCGCUGAGAAGCGUUACGGCACUAAUCAUGCGGAGAUGGUGGUUCCUGAUUUCUUGGAACUUUUUAGAGAAAGGGCUACUGCACCGUUUUUUGUCUUUCAGGUAUUCUGUGUGGGUUUAUGGUGUUUGGACGAGUACUGGUACUACAGCGUUUUCACGCUUUUCAUGCUGGUGGCUUUCGAAGCUUCCUUGGUCCAACAACAAAUGAGGAACAUGUCCGAGAUCCGCCGCAUGGGGAACAAGCCCUACAUGAUCCAGGUUUACAGAAACCGUAAGUGGAGACCCAUCUCCAGCGAUGAACUCAUCCCAGGAGACCUUGUCUCCAUUGGGCGCUCCCCACAGGACAACCUGGUGCCGUGCGAUGUACUUCUACUGCGCGGUCGGUGCAUCGUGGAUGAGGCUAUGCUGACUGGAGAGUCUGUGCCUCAGAUGAAGGAGCCAGUGGAGGACUUGGACCCCGAACAAAUCCUUGACCUUCAAACCGACUCCCGGCUCCACAUCAUUUCCGGUGGUACCAAAGUGGUUCAGCAUAGCCCGCCGAUGAAAGCCAGUCCUGGACUCAAGCCUGUAGACAAUGGCUGUGUGGCCUACGUACUGAGAACAGGGUUCUACACCUCUCAGGGUAAACUUUUGCGCACCAUCCUCUUUGGCGUGAAGAGAGUCACGGCGAACAACCUGGAGACGUUCAUCUUCAUCCUCUUCCUCCUGGUGUUCGCCAUUGCAGCCGCUGCCUACGUGUGGGUGGAAGGGACGAAGGACCUGAGCAGGAACCGCUACAAGCUCUUCCUCGAGUGCACCUUAAUUCUCACAUCGGUGGUUCCGCCGGAACUCCCCAUUGAACUAUCUUUGGCUGUCAACACAUCCCUGAUUGCUCUGGCAAAACUAUAUGUGUUCUGCACCGAGCCCUUCAGGAUUCCAUUCGCCGGGAAAGUGGAGGUCUGCUGUUUUGACAAAACGGGAACAUUGACGAGCGACAGUCUGGUGGUGCGAGGUGUCGCGGGCCUAAGGGACGGAAAAGAGGUUAUGCCCGUAUCGGAUAUACCGGUCGAGACGCAUCGGGUUGUGGCGACUUGCCACUCGUUGGUCACUCUGGAUGAUGGACAGCUGGUUGGAGAUCCACUGGAGAAGGCUAUGCUAACCGCUGCUGAUUGGACACUCACUAAAGAUGAAAAAGUUUUCCCACGUAGCAUCAAGACCCAAGGCCUCAAGAUUCAUCAUCGCUUCCACUUUGCCAGCGCUCUCAAGCGGAUGUCAGUUCUGGCCUCCUAUGAAAAGCAGGGAUCCACGGAGCUUUCCUACAUCUCCACUGUAAAAGGCGCUCCAGAGACGCUCAAAGCGAUGUUUUCAGAACAUCCUCAGAGUUACGAUAAAGUGCACAAGGAAAUCUCCCGGGAAGGAGCGAGAGUGCUCGCUUUGGGUUACAAAGAGAUGGGGCAUCUCAGCCAUCAGCAGGUUCGCGAGAUGAGCCGCAGUUCCCUAGAAUGUAACUUGAACUUUGCCGGCUUCAUGGUGGUGACGUGCCCCCUUAAAAGUGACAGUAAGGCGGUUAUCCGGGAGAUCCAGGAAGCGUCUCAUCAUGUGGUGAUGAUCACAGGGGACAACCCUUUAACGGCGUGCCAUGUGGCCAGGGAACUACACUUCCUCCAAAAGGAGCAAACGCUUAUACUGCAAUCAGUUCAGGGCGGAUGGCAGUGGGAGUCCAUCAACGGUACCGUGCAAGAACCCCUUCCUCCUGCCUCGGUCUCUUCAUUUGUGCGCCGGUAUGAUCUGUGUGUCACCGGGGAGGGGUUGGCGAGACUCUGCUGUGACCCUCGGCUACUGCACGCCCUCUUGCCUCACAUCCGAGUGUUUGCACGGGUCAGCCCAAAACAGAAGGAAUUUGUUAUCACUAGUUUCAAGGGGCUGGGCUACGUAACAUUGAUGUGUGGCGACGGUACCAAUGAUGUCGGAGCGCUCAAACACGCCCACGUAGGUGUUGCCCUAUUAGCCAACGCCCCUGAGCGCAUGCCUGAAAAAAAGAAACGAAGCCGAGAGAAGGAGGCGCCUGCUGUCGAAUCCAGGCCUCUGCCGCCGGUCAAUUCCGGAGGCAAGCCGAGCUCCAGAGGGGCCAGACAGAGGAUGAUGGCUCAAAGAGAGGAACAGCUGGCAGCACAAAAGGAAAGAAUAAGUCAAGUCUUGCGGGAACUCGAAGACGAUCAGGUACAAAUCGUCAAACUGGGUGACGCAUCCAUCGCCGCGCCCUUCACCUCCAAACUCUCCUCCAUUCAGUGCAUAUGUCAUGUCAUAAAGCAGGGUCGUUGCACUCUGGUAACGACACUGCAGAUGUUUAAAAUCCUCGCUCUCAACGCGCUUGUGCUCGCCUACAGCCAGUCUGUGCUUUACCUAGAGGGGGUCAAGUUCAGUGAUUUCCAGGCAACCCUGCAGGGUCUGCUAUUGGCCGGAUGCUUCCUCUUCAUCUCCAGGUCUAAGCCACUGAAAACAUUGUCGCGGGAGCGGCCCUUACCGAACAUCUUCAAUCUUUACACUGUGUUGACGGUGCUGCUGCAGUUCGCGGUCCACUUUUGUAGUCUGGUCUUUCUUUACAAAGAAGCGCAGAGCAGAAGUCCACCGAGAGAGGAUCAGUUUGUGGAUCUGUAUAAAGAGUUUGAACCCAGUCUGAUCAACAGCACUGUUUAUAUUAUGUCCAUGGCUAUGCAGAUGGCCACAUUCGCCAUUAACUACAAGGGUCAUCCGUUCAUGGAGUCUCUCAGUGAGAAUAGACCACUUUUAUGGAGCAUCACACUGUCCGGUUUAGCAAUUGUUGGACUGCUCUCUGGUUCUUCACCGGAAUUCAACGAACAGUUUGCCCUCGUCGAAAUUCCGACUGAGUUUAAAAUGAUCAUCGCCCAAGUUCUGGUGGUGGACUUUGUCGCCGCCCUAUCAGUGGACCGUGUACUUCAGUUCUUGCUGGGCAGAGGAACACUGAGGCUGCCUUCUUGAACACUUGCUGGCGGCCAACAGCACCCAUGGUCCUUAUGUACUAUAAAGGGAGAGAGGGGUGGGGAGGAGAGAUUUCAGUGUGUCAUGGCACGCAGUACUGUAUACUCCCCUACUUCAAGUUCCAUUAUUGUAUUUUCCUCAGCUACAGAUUGUUUUUUUCCCCUCUUUUACUCGUGACCUCGUCCAUCCCUGCCCAUGAUCUCGCAAGGCCAUGAAGAGCAGUAUUGAGAGGAGUGCGAUACAGUGCCAGCGGAGAGACACAUUCAGACACACGAGGGGCAUUCUCCAGGAGAAUUAACAAAGGUUUUUUUGGUGAUUCUUCUUCUCGAUUUUGUAAAAAGUGAAAAGACAUCUCUAACGGACUUAUAAAGACUUAAAAAUGACAAGGUCUGUCAAGCGUUUGUUUUCCUCAAUCGUAGAUCUGUUGGGUCGGCACAUCGCCGGAGAGCGAAAUAAUCAAAUUUGAUUGAUCAGUUCUUUUACUUGAAAAAUGGAGAAGUGGCUGAACUGAAAAGGCAAAAACACGAAUGACGACAUGCAAUUACACGCAUGUACUUACUUGGAACUACGACUUUUUUUCUUGUACUAUUACUACGAGAAUAAAAGUCAUUAUUUCGUUGUGCAAAUAUACAGUGGGGCAAAUAAGUAUUUAGUCAACCACCAAUUGUGCACAAGUUCUACUUGAAAAGAUUAGAGAGGCCUGUAAUUGUCAACAUGGGUAAACCUCAACCAUGAGAGAUAAAAUGUUGGAAAAAAACAGAAAAUCACAUUGUUUGAUUUUUAAAGAAUUCAUUUCCGAAUUAGAGUGGAAAAUAAGUAUUCGGUCUCCUACGAACAAGCAAGAUUUCUGGCUGUCAAAGAGGUCUAACUUCUUCUAACGAGGUCUAACGAGGCUCCACUCGUUACCUGUAUUAAUAGGACCUGUUUUAACUCAUUAUCGGUAUAAAAGACACCUGUCCACAACUCGGUCAGUCACACUCCAAACUCCACUACUGCCUAGACAAAAGAGCUGUCGAAGGACACAAAAGACAAAAUUGUAAGACCUGCACCAGGCUGGGAAUACUGAAUCUGCAAUAGGUAAAACGCUUGGUGUAAAGAAAUCAACUGUGGGAGCAAUUAUUAGAAAAUGGAAGACAUACAAGACCACUGAUAAUCUCCCUCGAUCUGGGGCUCCAUGCAAGAUCUCACAUCGUGGCAUCAAAAUGAUAAGAGCGGUGGGCAAAAAUCCCAGAACCACACGGGGGGACCUAGUGAAUGACCUACAGAGAGCUGGGACCACAGUAACAAAGGCUACUAUCAGUAACACAAUACGCCACCAUGGACUCAAAUUCUGCACUGCCAGACGUGUCCGCCUGCUGAAGCCAAUACACGUCCAGGCCCGUCUGCGGUUCGCUAGAGAGCAUUUGGAUGAUCCAGAAGAGGACCGGGAGAAUGUGUAAGGGUCAGAUGAAAUCAAAAUAGAACUUUUUGGUAGAAACGCAGGUUCUCGUGAUUGGAGGAGAAAGAAUACUGAAUUGCAUCCGAAGAACACCUUACCCACUGUGAAGCAUGGGGGUGGAAACAUCAUGCUUUGGGGCUGUUUUUCUGCAAAGGCACCAGGACGACUGAUCUGUGUAAAGGAAAGAAUGAAUGGCGCCAUGUAUCGAGAGCUUUUGAGUGAAAAUCUCCUUCCAUCAGCAAGGGCAUUGAAGAUGAGACGUGGCUGGGUCUUUCAGCAUGACAAUGAUCCCAAACACACAGCCAGGCCAACAAAGGAGUGGCUUCGUAAGAAGCAUCUCAAGGUCCUGGAGUGGCCUAGCCAGUCUCUAGAUCUCAAUGCCAUAGAAAAUCUGUGGAGGGAGUUGAAAGUCCGUGUUGCCCAACGACAGCCCCAAAACAUCACUGCUCUAGAGGAGAUCUGCAUGGAGGAAUGGGCCAAAAUACCAGCAACAGUGUGUGAAAAGCUUGUGAAGGGUUACAGACAACUUUUGGCCUUCGUUAUUGCCAACAAAGGGUACAUAACAAAGUAUUGAGAUGAACUUUUGGUAUUGACCAAAUACUUAUUUUCCACCAUGAUUUGCAAAUAAAUUCUUUAAAAUCAAACAGUGUGAAUUUCUGUUUUUUUC